Molecule: messenger RNA, 3660 nt
Organism: Caenorhabditis bovis
Lineage: Eukaryota; Metazoa; Nematoda; Chromadorea; Rhabditida; Rhabditidae
Source: the annotation of a GenBank genome assembly
AUGCAACAAUUUGAGUGUGCAGUUUUUCUCGUUUUUUUCCUGCUCCUCCGUUUGACGAAUUGUCAACAACUAUUGGCGAAUCCGCGCUGUAAUCAUUGGCCCGAUCGGGGUCCUUGUGAUGUUGAAUUCACUGUCAAAUGGUAUUAUGAUCGCUAUGAUCAUCGAUGCCGCCGUUUUUUCUAUGGCGGUUGCGACGGAAAUGAAAACCGAUUUGAUUCAUUGGAAGAAUGCUCGUCUCAAUGCCAUUUCCAAGAGGAAUCCAACAAGGAUCGUUGCUUUCAGCCGCACGAUCCUGGGCAUUGUAAUGCUGAUAUUGAACGUUGGUUCUUUGACGAAAAUAAGAAGCAAUGUGUGUGCAGUUGGUGGUCGGGAUGUGGAGGAAAUUCGAACAUCUACUAUUCCUACAAUCAUUGUAUGCUGAUUUGCGGUGAAUAUGCUGAACAAGGACCCGGAAUUGAUGAGAAAUACUGGAAUCGAUUGAAUACAAAUAAGAUGUCUUCUGAGUCGCGUCAAUUGCUUCGCAAUCCGAUACUUGUUGAUUCUUUGAAGUACACUCAAGAAACAUAUACGGUCAAGGUGCCAGCUGAUGAUUUUAUAUCCGAGCCACAGGAAUCAUCCAAUUUUCUAAAGCCUGCCGAAAUGUUCACGACAAUCAACAUCUCGCACACUGACGAUGCUCCAAAUGGAUAUCUUCACAAAUCCCCAAAUUCUUAUAUUCCAUUUGUUAAUAAUCAAGCUGACGGGGUCACGAUUCAUCGAUAUGAUUCCGAGCCGCGACCGCUGACGGUGAUGGAUGACAGCCGGUGGACAAUCAAUGAGCAGCCCUCAAUGAACGAGAAGCGGAGAUUCCGAGUAUCUCGAAAACGUAUUCCUCCUAGAAUGAUUCAUAUCGGUGGAAGAAAUCGCCAACAAAGCAACAGUUACAAGAUCCAGUUGAACUCGGAUGAGCCGAGUCAGUCAGCAAGCUAUCAAGCAGUUCAAACCGAAGAUCCCGAGACAAAUUCGCAACAGCUUAUUGAUCAUCAUCAGAAGAUUUCGCAGAAUCUCCAGGAGGAGGCCGAGAUUGUUCAGAAGAAACUUCAGCAGGAUAUGAAGAAGAAAUAUUUUGAAGAUCUGGCGCGUCGUCAACUGAAUCCACAAGCGAACGACCAGAAGUAUCAUCCGGAGCUUGUCCAACAAUUCCGCAGUCAUUUGGAAGAGCACGAGAAUAAAUUGCGGAUGAAGCUUGAAGCUCAAUUCCCAGAUCACAUUAUUACAUUGACCCCUCAAAUCGAGACGAUUCGCUAUCCUGAUGGAAGAAAUGUAGUGAGACAAAGAAUCCACUGGACAGCGCACCCGAAAAUGCACCUCUCUCAAAUUCCGAGCAACCAGUUGCCAGAUAACUAUCAGAAAGUUGGACAACCGCAAGCUGCACCAAGCUUGCCGCCAAGCCAGCCAUUUGAACAUGAACGACCUUCGGAUGUAGCGAAACCGACUGCGGCGUUGCCGACGAUGGCAUUACCAGAGGAUCGUGCUCAAAAUCAAUUGCCAUCAACAAUUGCUCCACACGAGUUAGCUAGGAUCCAGCAUGAAAACAUGAUAAAGCAGCGACAAAAAGAAAUGGAAAAGAGAAGAAUCGAACACGAAAAACGUCGCAAUGAGCAUUUGAAGAAGAUCCAAGAGCAACACGAAGAGCAUCGACGUAAAAUUCAAGAGCAGAAGGAAAUGCAACGAAGGAAACAUGAACAGAUGAUGGCUGAAAGGGCACGGCUUCAAGAAGAACGACGAAAAAUGUUUGAAGAGCAUUUGGCCAGACAGAGGGAAAUUACGAUUACUACAACCCCAACUCCUAAUACGGUUCUUCAAACAACUGCCGUAUACGAGUAUCAUGUCCAGAAUCCAAUUCCAACCCAUCCCCACUCAUAUUCGAAUGUUCGCGUUGGUGACAUUGUUCAAGACGCCACUGUUCACAAUCCGAGGCCGACAUCAAAGAGCACUGCCGAGGCAAUAGAGCACUACAGACCCAUUAUUGAGCACAUCACAGCGGCACCGUUGAGUCUUGAAGAAAUUAUUGCAAUGGAUAAUGAGCGAUCCGAUUAUGAAGAUGACUAUGAUGUUCCUAUGGAUUUUCCCGAUACUGAAAUGCCUCCUACGAGAGCACCUCCACUACCUCAGCCGACCGUCGCGAAGCCAGUAUACACCCCAGCACCAAAUAAUGUUGCUAACCAGGGUCUUGCCGCGAUCGUGAUGCCACCAACGAAAUCAACUAGAAAGUCGAAGCUAUUUGGACCAAUCGAAAGUGAAGAAUACACUCAAGAUUUAGAUUUUGAUCGAUUCAUGAAACUCUCGCUUUUAUUUAUAUUCACUUUAAUUUCAUCUAUUUCUGCGGGUGAUCAUAAUACUGUCAACACAUGGGACGGUGUGAUUCAAUAUGAUGAGGAUUGGGGUUAUGCUGACAUCAGAAAUGGGGCUCACACGUUCUGGUGGUUGUUCGCCAAGAAACCAGCUGAUCCGAAGCGUCCGCUGUUUGUUUGGCUUCAAGGUGGACCCGGAUCUUCUAGUACUGGUUUCGGAAACAUGGAAGAAACUGGCCCAAAGACAUUGAAUGGCUCCGACAACCAGGCAACUUGGCUUCAAGUAGCCGAUUUGGUUUAUGUUGACAAUCCAGUUGGAGCCGGAUUCUCUUAUGUCGAUGAUUUGCAAUAUCUCACCACCAAUAUUGAACAGAUUGGAGAAGACCUUCUUGCGUGGCUUCGCAAGUUCUUGGUUCUCCACCCGGAAUACCGAACUCGGCCAUUCUACAUCUUCUGCGAAAGUUAUGGUGGAAAAAUGAGCACUCAAUUCGCGAAAGUCAUCACGGACGCGAUCAAAAAGGGAAAUUUGUCGUUGAAUUUCAAAGCUGUGGCUCUUGGUGAUUCAUGGAUCUCAGCUAUGGAUUAUGUCAACACCUGGGGACCAUAUUUGUACGCAAACAGCUAUUUGGAUGAUCAUCAACUGGCGACUGUCCAGAAGUUGGCCUCUCGAUGCCAAUCCCUCGUUGAUCAACAGAAAUGGUCGCAAGCUACUAACUGCUGGAGUGAAAUGGAGGAGUUGAUCAGCUCUGAAACCAAUGACGUUUCGUGGUAUAAUAUUCUUAAAAAGGGAGGAACUGACGAUUGGAGCUCGACGAGUACUGUAUUCGCGUCGAGACUCCGUGCUCCAACUAGCCGUCUUUAUCAGAAAUUCGUUCAACCGUUGUACACCGAUAGUCUCACCGACUACAUGAAUACCGUUCUCCGCCAGAAGUUCGGAAUUAUUCCAGAUAAAGUGAAGUUCGGAGCACAAUCAAGCAAUGUGUUCAACUAUCAAGCUGGAGAUUUCAUGACUCCAAUUUACGAAACUGUUGAUCAAUUAUUGAAAAAUGACUACAAUGUUGUUGUGUUCAAUGGAAAUGAAGAUCUUAUUUGCAACACAAUGGGAACUGAAAUGUGGAUGAACCGAUUGACUUGGGACGGAAUGAAAUCGUUCAAUUCGACCUCUCGCCACCAUUUUGGCACUAAAUCAUUCCCAUUGGCCGGAUAUUACAAAACCCAUCAGAAUUUGCAAAUGUUUUGGAUUUUGAGAGCUGGACAUAUGGUGGCCUAUGAUACACCAGAAGCCGCCGUUUACAUGAUCAAGGAAAUCGUCAAACACUAUAAUUAA